GGUGCUCCGUGCUGCGUGCCUCAUCCUUUUACUUCAUCCAGCGACGUUGAUGUCGCUGGAAGGUGAGUGAACACCGGUUUAACGGGUGGAGUUGAUGAGCGCGUUAGUCGCUGCACGGGAUUUAGAGGCGGACACCGAAAGCGCAGGUGAAGGCAGCGCGUGCAAAAUCAACAGCAGCCAGAGUGCACGAGGAUGCAUCAGUAUGUGUGUUGUCUCCAGGUGUUCGGCAUCUUACGUCAGUAAAAGCAGCAGGAACCAACAUGACAAGUUUGUUGGUCAAAAUGUAUUUUACUGGUUCUCUGUCGUUCUCCGUCUAACCCCCGUCACAUGUCGUCAUCUAGAUUCACUGUGUAAGCAUGUAUGCGCAAUGGUCGAACCUGUUAUAACCUGUCACCAUCACUUUUUCUUUGUGAACAUGUCCUGAAGUGAUGAAUUGCUCUCAGGUGAGAGCAGGUGACUUUCACCGUUGCAGGGGGCAGAGUUACAUCCAUGUCAACCAGCAUUAUAAAACAGCUCACAGGUGCAUCUCAUGAGCCAAGCAGAACUGUCUACAGCUAUGUUUGUGUUUCUCAAAUUACCUCCAAUCUGUACUUAGGAGUAGUACUUGAGUAAAUGCGCUUUGUUACAUCUCCCUAUCACAAAUGUCUUCAGGGUUAAAUUUGAAAUGCUGAUUUCUGCUUUAUUAACUGCUUCAUUCUGUGUCCUGUCAGAGGAAAAUCAAUUCAAAGAGUGGAUGUCAAAGCACAACCGAGUUUACGACACUGAGGAGUUUUACCACCGGCUCCACAUAUUCACCGAGAAUAAGAGGACAGUUGAUCGUCACAAUGCUGGGAACCACUCCUACACAAUGGGCCUGAAUCAGUUUUCAGACAUGACAUUUGAGGAAUUCAGGAAAUUCUUUCUUUUGACAGAGACUCAGAACUGCUCGGUCACUAAAGGGGGUCAUGUCAGCAGGACCGGUCCUUACCCUGAGUUUGUAGACUGGAGGAUGAAAGGCAACUUUGUGACUCCUGUGAAGAACCAGGGCCACUGUGGGAGCUGCUGGACCUUCUCUACCACUGGCUGUUUGGAGUCAGUGACUGCUAUCGCUACAGGAAAGCUAAUACCUCUGUCCGAGCAGCAGCUGAUAGACUGUGCCAAAGACUUCAACAAUCAUGGAUGCUUUGGUGGGCUCCCCAGCCAGGCAUUCGAAUACAUCAAAUACAGCAACGGCCUUAUGACAGAGGAGGACUAUCCCUACAAAGGCUACGAUGGCUCUUGCCAUUUCGAUCCUGCACUGGCGGCUGCUUUUGUUCUGGAUGUUGUCAACAUAACACGCUAUGAUGAAAAGGCCAUGGUUGACGCUGUGGCCAGGCUCAACCCUGUGUCCUUCGCCUUUGAUGUCACGUCUGAAUUUAUGCACUACAAAGCAGGCGUUUACACCAGCACCCAGUGUAAGAACACGGCAGGGAAGGUGAAUCACGCAGUCCUGGCUGUGGGUUAUGGCGCCGAAGAGAAUGACACGCCAUAUUGGAUUGUGAAGAACUCUUGGGGCGAAGCCUGGGGUAUUGAUGGAUAUUUUUUGAUUGAGCGAGGAAAAAACAUGUGCGGACUGGCCGCAUGCUCUUCUUACCCUCUGCCUUUAGUAUGAGGAGUAACAUGGAGACAAUGUGGAGGACUGAAAAAACUAAAAUGUCACCCAGAGACAUCAUUGGAGUUGGCUGUGCUUUUGUGCUCCCUGGAUCCUCACUGGAUUAUGUACAUACACAAAUAUGUCUAAAGAGUGUGUUGUGCUUUGAUUUGAAUAACUUUCUGUUAAACAUGUUGAAGUGUCAGAGGGUGUGGACUAAGCUGGGCAGUUGCUACAAUAUACACAAAUGGCCAAUUAAGGAGUCUGG
Messenger RNA from Chelmon rostratus (copperband butterflyfish), 1877 nucleotides. Its product is annotated as pro-cathepsin H-like. The coding region runs from base 665 to 1630 and encodes 321 amino acids. Gene Ontology annotation, biological process: immune response. Gene Ontology annotation, cellular component: lysosome. Lineage: Eukaryota; Metazoa; Chordata; Actinopteri; Chaetodontiformes; Chaetodontidae. Gene Ontology annotation, molecular function: cysteine-type endopeptidase activity. The record is from RefSeq and is a predicted model, not a curated record. The transcript is spliced from 11 exons.